Rhizophagus irregularis DAOM 181602=DAOM 197198 is the source of this 1484-nucleotide messenger RNA. The record is from RefSeq and is a predicted model, not a curated record. NCBI's taxonomy places the organism in Eukaryota, Fungi, Glomeromycota, Glomeromycetes, Glomerales, Glomeraceae.
AGUCCAUAACGUUCAGACAGAGAAAUAAUAAAACGGCACGCGGUGCUAACUUGACCCGCAUAAUAUAUUUUACAAUAACAGAUAUAUGAUGCACCCAGGAGGGUCAAGUACUUUUGUCACACUGACCACUCGUACGACCUAAAAAAUUAAUAAGUACCUCGAGAAUCGUAGAAUCGCAGUUUAAAUCUAAUGAAUUUUUUUACUGAUAAAUUACAUUUCUUACUAUGCUUAUUAAUUUUUUCGGAGUAUCUAUAUUAUUUGCUGUAUCACGUAAUAAAAGUUUAUACAAGAGUCUAUAGUCACGAUGUAUUCAGAAAAAAAUAUAAUCGAAAUGGCUGAGUCGUACACUUGUUUACGCCUAGAUAAUCGUUACGUUUUCCAGGUUGAAGUUUACAAAAAAGAUAAUAAGAUAUUCUUCGAACUUGGCGAUAAAGAAAUUCAAUUUGAGAAAUUAAAAGUUGGACAACUCGUGGAGAUUAUCUCUCGUAAAGGAAAAUUUGAAGAUUCUGACAGACUGAAUCUUUGGAAAGUUGACGUCAGUAAAAGUAGGAUUGGUUCUACUGAAGACGAAAUUAGAGAACUUGGAGGCGUAUCUAUGGAACCUGAAUGCAAUUUUAAAAAAUAUUUUGAAGCUGAUUAUGGACCUACGGAGAAUAACAUCCACAUUAUUGCUGUUAUCCAAACCACCUACACCGGUAAAAGAAACCUGGAUGAUUCGGACGACAGAAAAAGAAAAAGACACCGCACUUUCGCGCCUUCCAACAGGGUGCAUGAUGAUAUUAACUACUUCAUUGAACCUAAAGAAGCUGUUGAAAGGUUGGGAAAUUUUCUUCGUGAUGGCAAGUUCUGUCUCCUAUGUGGGCAUCGGCAGAGUGGCAAGACAACUACUGCUUAUGCAAUAGAAGAAUGGCUCUUAACCAAUUGCGAUAAAGAUGUUUACGUCAUGAACUUAAACAACGGGAUUGUGAUUAAUGAUGGACCUGAGAAAUUCUGGUGGUCUAUAUGCUGUCAAUUAGAAUCCUUAGACAAGAACCGGUUCUCUUUUGAUAAGCGUGAGGAGGCAUCAUCGCUUACAUUUGUGGGAUUCUUUUCAAACCCAAUCAUCCCAAUGCAAAGGAAUGCAUUCUUAUAGUAGAUGAAGCUUCAUAUAUUUGUGGAAAUGAUGGCGACGAAACUAUUAUUCAAAGCUUCAUUGGAGUAUUGCGAUCUCUAAAAGAUGGACGUCGUAAUCAAUUCGGCUUGUAUUCUAUCUUACUCGUCGGCACCGAACUUAUAAAGGAGUUCCUGAAAAAUCAUCAACGAGCUGGUUCUGCAUCAAUUAUUUCGCCUUUUUCAGCUGAGACAUGCUUGACAUCAACCAGGUUUACUCGAGCAGAGAUCCAGGAGCUUCUUCAUCAGUAGUGACAACAGAAACUUUGAAUUAGAUGAAAAUGAAAUUUCUGAGGAAAUUUACUUACUCACCCAUGGGCACAAGGGUCUCGUUG